Molecule: messenger RNA, 6785 nt
Organism: Alligator mississippiensis (American alligator)
Lineage: Eukaryota; Metazoa; Chordata; Crocodylia; Alligatoridae
Gene: NRG3
Product: neuregulin 3
Exons: 9
Coding region: 605-2599 (664 amino acids)
Biological process (GO): intracellular signal transduction; animal organ development; nervous system development
Molecular function (GO): chemorepellent activity
Source: RefSeq, a predicted model, not a curated record
CACAGGAAUACACAAUCGAGGCUGGGCAGGAGCCGCUCUGGGCGUGCGGGCGCGGGCUUCGGCUCCUUCCCCUCAGCCCCGCGCUCCCCUUUUGUUCCCCUCCAGCCAGCGCCGGAGUCCUCCUGGCAGCCUGAGCCCGGGAGCCGCCGCCGCGCCAGCUCCGUCUGCCUCCGGAUUGGUCCCUCUCCCCGAGCGCCGGCCCGGGGUUGGCUGCUGGGCGGCUGAAGAACAGGUGCAGCGGGCGGCUCAGCGAGCAGCCGCCGGGCGCUGGUGCGGUGCUGCGGGACGGCAGGACGGGGCCCCUGGGGGCGGGCCGGAGCCGAGCCCGGAGCGCAGGAAUGUGGCCGGCGGCGCCUGGAUGCGGACGUCGGCGAUAGAGGAAUCCGCGCGGCUGUGACUCGGGGGGAGGAGGGGGGGCGGCAGGAUGCUCUCAGCGCCGCGGCGGGAGGCUGGAGAGCGCCUGCGGAUUUAGCUGAUUCAGCGGAGGGUUUUUUUUCUCCCCCACCCGCGGGGCUGGAGAAAUGCCCCCGCCUGCCUGAGCCGCCCGCGCCCGUCCCCGCGGCCGCGGCUCCCUGAUGCUCCGCGGUCCCCGGCGGCGGCGAGGAUGAGCGACGGGCUGGCCUGCGCCUCCCCGCCGGGGGCUGCUGCUGCGGCGGCGGCGGCCGAGGAGGGGGCGGCGGCGGCGGCCGGGGGCCCCGACGGGGAUGGGGCGCCGGCCCCCCCGCGGGAGCUGCGAUGUAGCGACUGCAUCGUGUGGAACCGGCAGCAGACGUGGCUGUGCGUGGUGCCGCUCUUCAUCGGCUUCAUCGGCCUGGGGCUCAGCCUCAUGCUGCUCAAGUGGAUCGUGGUGGGCUCGGUCAAGGAUUACGUCCCCAACGAGCUGAUGGAUUCCAAAGGGAUCGGGCAGGACCCUUUCUUCCUCUCCAAGCCGACCACCCCACCCAAGAGCAUGGAGACCACCACGGCCGCCGCCGCCACCUCAAGGACACCCAACCGGAUCAGCACCCGCUUAACCACCAUGACCAGGGCGCCCACCCGCUUCCCGGGUACCCGGGUGCCCAUGCGGGCCAGCCCGAGAUCCACCACUGUGCGGCACACAGCGGCCCCCCCGACCGUCCUCUCCACCACUGUUCCCUUCAGCACCACCAUCCUGACCUCCCGCCCGCUGCCCGGGACCCCCAGCACCCCGCCGGUGCCCAUCUGGCCCACUGCGGCAUACGCUACCUCCUCCUAUAAGAUCUAUGUCCACGAUUCUGCUCCGUCCUGGACCUUAUCUCCCUUCCAGGAGUCCACCACCACCACGCCAGAAACUAGCACUACCCCCAAAUCCCAUACCACAACAUAUUCCACUGAGCGAUCUGAGCACUUUAAGCCAUGCAAAGACAAGGAUCUUGCAUACUGUCUCAAUGAUGGAGAAUGCUUUGUGAUUGAAACUUUAACAGGAUCACACAAACACUGCCGAUGCAAAGAAGGCUACCAAGGAGUCCGCUGUGACCAAUUUUUGCCGAAAACCGACUCAAUCUUGUCAGAUCCAACAGACCAUUUAGGAAUUGAAUUCAUGGAGAGUGAAGAGGUAUACCAACGGCAGGUGCUGUCUAUCUCCUGUAUCGUCUUUGGCAUAGUCAUAGUGGGCAUGCUCUGUGCAGCAUUCUACUUCAAAACAAAAAAACAAACAAAACAAAUUCAGGAACAGCUGAAAGAAACACAGAAUGGGAAAACCUACAGCUUAAAUGCUUCCAGUAUGAUGGCAAAAUCAGAGACCUUGACCCAAAACAGAGUCCAGCUACAAAAUUAUUCAAAGACAAAUAGGCAUUCUGGACCUGGGAUGGAUAAAGUUAUGGAGUCUAGUUUUUCAGGCACUCAAUCUUUCUCAGAAGCCUUGUCACCUGAUAGAGGAAGCCAGCCUGUCAAGCAACAUAGAAGUCUCUCUUCAUACUGUAACCCAGGACAAAGAACUGGAAUGCUACACAGGAAUGCCUUUCGGAGGACUCCACCCUUACCUCGGGGUAGGUUUAAUGGAAUUACGGGACCAGCAUAUCAACAGCUAGAAGAGUCAAGGAUCACAGAUCAGGAUGCAAUACCUUGCCAAGGGUAUUCAUCCAUUGGUUUGAAAACUUCUCAGAAUACUUCAAUAAAUAUGCAACUGCCUUCAAGAGCGACAACCCCUUAUUUUACUCAUGUGGAUCAGAAGGCCUUAGUUGGAUAUUCAUCUUCAAGGGCCAACUCAGUUCCUAUCAUCCCCUCCGUUGGCUUGGAUGAGGCCUGCAUGCAAAUGCAGAAUGUUUCUGAAGUAACAGGCAUCAAAUGGUGCAAAAACUCCUAUUCCGCUGAACUUGUCAAUGUGAGUGCCCCUGUCAGCAAUUGUCUUAUAGCAGAACAACAAGAAGUGAAAAUAUUGCUAGAAACUGUCCAGGAGCAGAUUCGAAUUCUAACUGAUGCAAGAAGGUCAGAGGACUAUGAACUGGUGAGCGCAGAAACAGAGAAUAGCGCAAGUGAAAACACAGCAUUUCUGCCCAUGAGUCCCAUGGCAAAAUCGGAACGAGAGGCACAAUUUGUCUUAAAAAGUGAAACACAAAAAGACUCAACAUUGACCAAGUGACUUUUAGGGGCUGGGGGUGGGGAAAUAAAGGAUCUGUGCAUUCAAUGCUUUGCUAAAAAGGUAAAGGAGGAAAUUAAAUACAAAUUAUUUAUAUGCAUUAAUUUAAGAGCAUCUACUUAGAAGAAACCAAAUAGUCAGUCGCCCUCAUAUCAUAGUGUUUUUUAACAGAAUAUUUUUUUAAGGGAACAAAAAGUUACAGAAGUGAUCAAGCUUACAUCAGAAGCUUUCUUGGCAGGGUUACACACAGCUUCAGUUACAGUAUGUUUUAAAACUGACCUGUUUAUCCAUUAGAAGGCUUAGGCUAUGCAUCUUUUUCAAAAUGGCCAACACCAUUCAUAGACUCAUUUUUGGUUUCAAGGUAAUGCUAAAGCAGUCUACCAGGGAUUCAUACCCUAGUUAGGAACCCCCUCUAGCAUCAAAUAUAAUCCAGGCUCAUGAUUAGACCUCCAUUUAAUCCAGUCACAUGGCUGGCCUAAGAUUCAUAAUUUUAAAAACACACACACACACACACACACACACACACACACACACACACACACACAUCGAUCUUUCCUGCCUGAUUUCUAAAACAGCAAAGGCAUUAAGCCUGAUGCCUAAGUAUGUACCUUGCUUUAAGAACAUGCAUUGUCCCAAUAAAAUCAACAGGAAAACCAUGAGUUUUCAAGUUAGCUCAUGCUUGCUGAAAUGAUCCAGCAUUGCUGGAUUUUUUGAUGGAAAGAGCAAGAGAGAGAUGAAGAAUAUGUGUGUGCACGUGUUUGCAUUCCUGUAUUGUUUAUUUUCAUCUGAGAAAGUAAAACACAUUAUUUGUCACACAAACUCACAGUAUUUUCAGAAUGUUAUACUUUGAAAAUAUGUGUUAGCUCCAAAGGAGCACUUGUGUCUCCAUUUUUUUUUAAUUUAUUUUUGUUUUAUUUUGUUCAGAGAUCAGUUAUAUCCAGUUAUGUAUGUGGCCCUAGUUUGAUGCCUCUUUAAGGUUGCUCCUCUCCCCCCCUUCCUUUUUUCUCCAGUCAUUUUAAUUAAGCAUGAUUUAGGCUUCUGCACCCAAAAACCACUAUGCGCAGACCCAUGCCGUUGAUAUCUUGACCUUAACGGAGCUUCAAAUGUAUUUGUUCCACAUAGACCCAUUAGGCACAUUGAGGCUUAAAGGAGGAAAUCUCUAUGGCUGGUAAAACUGUUCCAAGCAACUUGCAACUUUCAGAUUUUCUUUUUUCUUUGUGGAUUUUUAUUUCACCAUAACACAAUAUGCCACUAAUGAACCAAUUUCAAUAGUGACAGAAGUAUCUUUUUUUUUUAAUGAAAUCUGCUUAAAUUAUUUGUAAAAAAUAAAUAAAUAAUGAAUUAAAGGAGAUAAUCACCAAAUAGCCUUCCUUGUUUAAUGCCAGAAUAAUAUUAUUUUUCACUCUGAAGUACACAAAAAAAGAUCAAGACACUCCUUUAUAGCAAAGUAACUGCUAAACUUACGAGAUGUACCCUAGACUUUCCAGUUCACUAAUUUUAAGAGUAAGUUCCCAAAAUAGCACAAUCAAUUGGUCCAGUGCUAUUGUAUGCUAAAUCACAAUACAGCAAUAUUUUAAACUCUGUCAAGUGAACUGAAAAAUAAUGCUGAAGGCAUAUAUCAUUUAUAUUCCCCAACUAGGGCAUUAAAGAAGAAUUUAGUACUCACAUAACAAGUCUUUUUUAUUUUAAUGCAAAGUUUAUGAGAUUGUCUUGUUUACACAACUUUCUAUGGCUGUAGUCUUUGCUGUGUGUUUUCAAUAAAAAUGUAUUUGAGGGCACACUGUGGUCUAUGCUCCAGGCUACAGCAUCCUUGGUUCUGACUGCCUUCUUCAAAUGUUAGUAGUUUGUGAGAAGACUAGUUUUAAGGCGGGACCUUCCUGAGGGAGUCAUCUCAUUCUAAACAACAGCUACAUUGUAAGGCCCAAAUCCUACAAUUCGUUGCAUGUGGGGAGAGCCCUAUCCACUUCAAUAAUGCUUCAUAUGGUUUCUGUAUUCUGCCUCUAUGACAUGAAUUGCAGGAUCAUGGUCUAAGCACAUAUAUCAUGGUAUGUUUUGAAAUGAACAAAGAUAUGGGCUCACUGCCCUAAAUCCAACUACAUCUUGCAAUAAGAACAUUCCCCCUUUGUAAUGUAUUGGAAACACACUGCAGGAUUUCUGUUGAAGAAAGAACUUUCUCAUUUAGGCAAUGCCUUUCUUAAAGGAAUGUGUUAGUCUAGCAGCCACAAAAACAGAAAUAGCGGAAGAGCAAUGUAUUAAAAUUUCAAUGGACAUUUGGAAGUGUUUGAAUAAGAUGAAGAUCUGAAAUGCUGAGAGAUCUUCAGUUAGACAUGCUAUCCUGUACUCAGCAAAGGAUGUGUGACUGUUAUAUGUUAACUGUUCUAUUCAGUUUUCAGCAUGUUUGAAUAGAGAGACAUUAAUAUUAACCACGUGACAGACUAAUGUAUUAUUUGUUAAGAAUAUCACUACAACUCUAAUUGAAACUUUCAUUGUUGAAAGAGGGAAAAAAGGUUAAAAAAAGAAAAAGAAUGUAGACAGGUAGCCUUAAUAUGGAUUAUGGUUUUUUUUCUAAUAUAUUUGUUUCCCCCCAUGAAAACAAUUUUAUAGCACGUGGAACUGAAUUUUCAGUAGAGUCUGGCACUUUUACUAUGUAGACUGCACAAAAAGAGUAUGUAAAUUGUACUUACACCAAAGAAAUAACAGACCAAAUUCUGCUCUGAUUUACACUCCGUGCAGUCCCACUAGACUCCCAUUGAAUUGGAAAGACUGUAAAAGUCAGUGUUGAAGUCACUUUGGUCUCUUAAAAUUGUAUCUGUUCUUCAUUUGGGAAACAAACCAAUCCUCCACAUAAGAAGCUCUAAUUUUGGUGAUUUAUAUCUCUGAUAAUUAAAAAUUACAGUUGACCUGUAAAACUCAAAUUUACUCUGCUGUGAAAUUUCACACAUACAGUGUUACACAUAAGUGAACUGAGAGAAUAGUUUAUUAAAUAGUUUUAAACCACUCAAAAUACAUCUACAUCUCAAGUAUAAUGCAAUUGAACAGAAAUAUAAAAUAGGGCCAUUGUAUGCCCUAGAUUUCUUGCUUCUAAAAGGACUUCCUUCAAAAGCAAGUAUACCAAACCUUCUCUCCCCUUAAAAAAUCCUGUUAAUGGAGUAUUUCCAACACUUUAUAGCAGUAAAUGUAGUGAGUAUAAUCAUGCUUCAUAUUGUUAACCACUGAAGAAUAAUUUUCAGUACAACUCUUAGGGGCUAGAACUGAUUUUUUUUUUUUUUAUGUUGAAUAUCACCUUACUUCUUGAAUAGCUCAAUUAAUUUCAGUUACUCUAUUCAUGAAGAAAGUGUUAUUCAAAAUGAGCAUCUGGCCCUCUGUUAGGGGAGGAACCCCGCCCCCUGAAAAGUGGCUAGAUUCUCAGAUGUUAUUAAGUCUAACUGUAAUGAAAUCAGUAAAAUAUGUAUUUAGAUGGAAAAUGAGGCAUGCAUUUAGAUACUUUCCUGAACCAUGAGUUAACCCCCCCACCCAUCAGCUAGAGGGCAAAGUUUGCAGAAUAAAACACCCUAAUGUAAAUUGUUGCAUUUCAUCAAUGCUAUGAAAUUAAGUUUAUUACAUUUUGUAGGUUACCUGUACUUCUUAAAGAAGUGAUAAAAAUGUAUAUUACAGGAGAGUUUGUCAAAGUAUUAAUAAUGGGAUUUAAAAUUUAAAUUAAUAAAAGCAGACCUUUAAAAAAAAGUUUAAAUCUGGUCUAAAAUCUGGCAGAUUCAGGAAUGUUGAUUGUCUCUCAGUAGAGCAGAAUUUUCCCAUAAACUCAUAUACCUAUAGGCAAACAACAAAGCUAAUAAAUUAGUUUCUGAGUUGACCUCUCUUAUUUUCCUUUUAUCAUUAUGUUUGUGCUAGCUUAAACUGUUAGCUUCAUUCUACAUUUUGAAAUUUAAUUUCAGGCCCAUAAUCCUCAAACAGCUUGGGAAAAAUGCAACAGCUUUCAUAUGUUUUGGGUUUUUUUUUUCCUUUUUAUGUAAAGUCCUUCAUUUCAAUAAACUGGCAUGGACAAUGAUCUAUAAAAUACUGUUCCUGACAUAAAAUCAAUUGCACAGGUAAAAGAUUAAAAGCUCACUCCUACCUCCUGUUGAGGUCAACUGCAAAUCUCCACUCAAUUCAAUUAGAGCAAUCCUGUUAAAAAAUAUCAGUUAAUGGAAGA